Messenger RNA from Hylaeus volcanicus, 1542 nucleotides. RefSeq names its product hepatocyte nuclear factor 3-beta-like. Gene Ontology annotation, biological process: regulation of transcription by RNA polymerase II; cell differentiation; anatomical structure morphogenesis. Gene Ontology annotation, molecular function: RNA polymerase II cis-regulatory region sequence-specific DNA binding; DNA-binding transcription factor activity, RNA polymerase II-specific. The coding region runs from base 445 to 1542 and encodes 365 amino acids. The record is from RefSeq and is a predicted model, not a curated record. Lineage: Eukaryota; Metazoa; Arthropoda; Insecta; Hymenoptera; Colletidae. The transcript is spliced from 3 exons.
UGCAAAAGUGAGUACGAGUCUUCCAACGUGUAGACUUUGAGGAAGAAGAGUUCUUUGAGGCUCUUUGAGAAAGAGAAGAGGACUUUCAGUGACUCCUUGCAAGGAUAUCGUCGCUGAGCGAUUUCUGUCGUCUUUGUGGGGACCGAGUUGGAAGAUUUUCGAUUGAUAGAGGAUAAUGGCAGCAGAAUUCGCCACGUGAGCUGAGCAUCACCAAGGACGUUCGCUGCGCGACGAUGACUGAUGGUCGAGAGUAACGUCGACUUGGCGGCGUCUCGUUAGCUGUCCGACGCGGCGCGUUACAGUUCUCGAACAUCGAGGACGAAGGGGAAAUGUGAUGAAAGGAUGUGACGGGAAACAAUGCUCGAUGAGAAGAAACGGCGAUGACGAUCUGAAGAGAUACCCGUCUGUCUGUGAAGAUCGCUGGGAGGAGCAGAGGUGGGAAAUAUGCCUCGACCGUCGAGGGACACUUACGGCGAUCAGAAGCCGCCCUAUUCCUACAUUUCCCUAACCGCGAUGGCCAUCUGGUCGUCCAGGGACAAGAUGCUGCCUCUGGCCGAGAUCUACAAGUUCAUCGCGGAUCGGUUCCCCUACUAUCGCAAGGACACGCGUAGAUGGCAGAACUCGCUCAGGCACAAUUUGUCUUUCAACGACUGCUUUAUUAAGGUACCACGCGGACCGCACCGUCCCGGGAAAGGUGCCUACUGGGCGUUGCAUCCAGCGGCCCUCUCGAUGUUCGAGAACGGUUCCCUCCUGCGUCGUCGAAAGCGUUUCAAGCUCCACAAGCCCGACAAAGAACUGCUAAAAUCCGAACUCCAAGCGCUGGCGUCGGCGAUGCCGCCACCCCACUCGGAAUCCUCCCCUGUUUUGUCGAUAAACCCGAGCGUCCAGACGAGCAGCCUGACCGUAGCGAAUCUCCAUCGUCUUCGCGAUGACCUGCUCCGCUGGGAGCUCCAGGAGCGCCGUUUGACCAUGACUUCCGGCGGCAACGCGUCACCAGGGUUCCCCGGGCCGGAAGCCGGCUCCAGCUACUACCUCCUAUCGCCGGAGGUCAGACAGAGACUGGCUGGAACCGACGACAUCCUCCGCGGCUAUGAGAGCAACCUUCUUCAAGCGGGCAACUGGAGUUUCCCGGGAUUCCAGGUCUCGCCGUACGUUUCCCAGCUGUCCUACUUCCAGACGGAGAUACCCGAGGGCAGGCAGAUUUGUCCGGGAGCGACGGAGACCGGCAUCGCGGACAAGACCGAGUCCGGACCGUUUCUAAGCGUCGGCAGAGGCUCCAGCGUUGAGGUAGUGGACGGAAAGAUCGGCUCCUCCGUCGGCCUGGAGGCUGGGAUCUCCAGUCAGACGAACGUCCAACCGGAACAGAAGAAGAAGAAGAAACCCUUCACCAUCGAGAACAUCAUCGCUCCCGACGACGAGCAGAUGACCAGGAACCUGGAGGAUGGCAAAAGAAGCCAUCUUCUUGCGCCCCGACCGCUCUACGCCGGUGGCUUCUCCUUCGGUCUCUCCGCGACCAAGGUACCUUACGAGACCGCGACUUGA